Messenger RNA from Salvelinus fontinalis (brook trout), 3149 nucleotides. RefSeq names its product beta-1,4-galactosyltransferase 1-like. The coding region runs from base 639 to 1721 and encodes 360 amino acids. The record is from RefSeq and is a predicted model, not a curated record. The transcript has 6 exons. Lineage: Eukaryota; Metazoa; Chordata; Actinopteri; Salmoniformes; Salmonidae. Gene Ontology annotation, biological process: carbohydrate metabolic process; protein N-linked glycosylation. Gene Ontology annotation, molecular function: beta-N-acetylglucosaminylglycopeptide beta-1,4-galactosyltransferase activity; cytoskeletal protein binding.
ACUCCUUCCUCGCUGCUGCAGUUCACAUGGAAGAUGUCACUUGAACCAGCCACGAAUUUCUGUUGGGGGUCUCCACAAGGAAAUGGCUAAGGGAUUACGUAGUUUUUUUCAAAGUUGUACAACUCUGACGUUACUUCUUUAAUCCUGGACGCUAAUAUUUUAAUUACACUAGCAUUAUACCAUCGGAUAUGUGUGUUUUGAGUUUAGUUGAAGUCAAUUUGGGCAACACAACGGGAAACGAAUCAUUUGGAGAAUCUCACCUCGGACUUGCUGCUGUUAGUUUACCUAGCGUUAACACCUGAUAUAGCUAGCUAAAUAGUUUUAUGUAAUUUGGGACAGUUAGUAGUGAUGGCUGGUAUUAACUUGAGGGAGGCUUUUACAACAAGAUAACACAUUUAUUAUACGAAAUACGACUAAAGUACAAGCAAGCUGAAGGAUACAACUUUUUCUUGAAGUUGUCUCGAGCGAAAAUGAACAAUUGUACCGUUAGCAUCUAGCUAGCAAAUUAUCUAACGGUAGCUAGUUGACAGUGACGUCAGUGGAAAUUGGGUAUGGUGUUGCAACUUUGUAACGUCAACGUUACCUACUUUAGAUUUGUUUAUCAAUUUAACUAGCUACAGCAGCUGAUUUAGCAUAGCAUGCUAAUGAUGCGGGAUUCAACUGUGAAUUUCAGUGUUCUCCAUAGAACUUGCAAAUUGGUCGUCAUUCUUUGUUUUCUCCAUAUUUCGGUCACAUUAAUUUUUUACGUGAGGUCGUUAGAUAUUCAAUUUUCUUUUGCACAAAAUCAGCAAGCACACACAGCGAAAAAGCAUGACCAAACUACAUCAAAGGACACCAAACCUGACGUGGUUGAAACGAAUCGCUUUUCUGUAGACAACGUGACAACUACAUUCACCAAAGAACUUGUAAAAUGUCUUGACACUUCGCCACUGCUUGUGGGCCCACUGCGAAUUGAGUUCUCUAACCCAGUGAGCCUUGAUGUGGUAAGGAAGGAGAACCCCAAUCUUCAGAAUGGGGGGCGCUUCAAGCCCAAAGACUGUGUGGCCCUCCAGAAGGUGGCUAUCAUCAUCCCUUUCCGCAACCGCGACGAGCACCUCAAGUUCUGGCUGUACUACCUCCAUCCCAUCCUUCAGCGCCAGCAGCUGGACUACGGCAUCUACGUUAUCAACCAGGACGGUGAUGAGAUCUUUAACCGUGCCAAGCUCCUCAACGUUGGCUACACAGAGGCCCUGAAGGAGUACGACUAUGGCUGCUUUGUUUUCAGCGAUGUGGACCUCAUCCCCAUGGAUGACCGCAACACCUACAAGUGCUUCAGCCAGCCCAGGCACCUGUCUGUCUCCAUGGACAAGUUUGGCUUCAGGUUGCCGUACAACCAGUAUUUUGGCGGCGUGUCGUCAAUGAGCAAGGAGCAGUUCCUCAAGAUCAACGGCUUCCCCAACAACUACUGGGGCUGGGGAGGGGAGGACGACGACAUUUUCAACAGGCUGAGCUCCAGGGGGAUGACCAUCUCGCGGCCCAGCGGAGCCGUGGGGAAAUGCAGGAUGAUCCGCCACAACCGGGACGGUGGGAACGAAGACAACCCUCAGAGGUUCGACCGCAUCGCCCACACCAGGGAGACGAUGAACAAAGACGGCAUCAAAACCCUGUCGUACAAAGUGGUCAAAGUGGAGAAGGAUCAAUUAUACACCAAAAUUACUGUCGACGUGGGAAAAAAAGACUGAGAGAACCAAUAAAACAGCCUUGACAACCUGUGGUGGAUGCGGUAACCAAAUGUGCCUUGACAUUAUAAAUAAUGAUAUGCCUUGGACUCUUUGGACUAUAGAGAAUGACUGAUCUGAUCAGCAAACAAACGUUCCCUUUAUUUUCGGCCUUUGCACAUCCGAUGGUGAAUUGAACUGGGAUUCCAGCUUUUUCUUCAUAGGAUCCAUAAAUCAUUGACACCAGGAAUGACCGUUGACAUUCAGUACAUUGACACACUGUUGGUAUCCUAUUGGGCUUGUACGUACUCCACUCUCUCUUUUUGAAGAUUGCUGCUGCGACAAAGUCCUUUGUGAGCCAUUUUGUCUUGAGGGGUGGUUGUAAAAUGAGUCAUUUAUUGUCCUAUGCAUCGGGGACUCAUAAUUCAUUUUGUUGUAUCUCUAUUUCUUUCUAGUACUGUUGAUGUUGUCGUUUUGGCAUCAUUGUAGUUUUCUGUCACUUUUGGGAGAUUUAUUGCUAUUCCUUUGCUGAUCGAGCAGGGUUGCAACCCAUUCAAUGCCAAGUGCUCAGGCCAAAGAUGGAACUCUACAAUUUGAAGUUCAAUAACAAACCAAGUUACUUUUUUUUUUUUUUUUUUUUCCAAAGGCAACCAAACAAUGAUCUUAAGAUUUGUUGUACUUUUGGAUGUGUUCACAACCUUUUGAUGGAGCAUCAAAGGGCCUAGAACUCCAAAAAUAGCUUGUUUAAAAGUCCAAAUCCCAUGAUGGUUAUAUUAGAGAAGGGGUCCUUAAGGGUAUUUGAACUAUCUUGAAAGUGUCUCCGCUGAAGCUCCCUUCCCUGUGAAGAGCACCAUUCCAGGUAGCCUCUAAGGAGGCCUCUCCCUGGUGGAAAAUAGGUACCUGAAUGUAUUUGCCUGGUGGUGUGUGUGUGUGCCCUGAGGUAAAAUGCUACCAUGCUGUUGUCUGUUACGAGUGACUGGCGUUCUACUUUUUUUGUGUUGGUCUAAGAGAGUGGGUUCUAUGCUGAAAAGGAUCCUCUUGUAGUCCGUGUAUGUCUAAGGAAGUGUGAGGGUUAGAAAAACAAGCAUUUUGCAUCCUCAAUACUUAGUAAUCAAUACCCUUAAAGACAUCUGCAUGUUCUUAAACUGGACGGUCACCAUGUCUUCCUCACAGGUACAUUAUAGAUCAUCAUAUACAGUGAAAAUGACUCAAGCUUGUGAGCUAUGGGGCAUGACGUUGCACAAGUAAAGUUAGUAACUCAAUCUUGAGAAAAAACGCCAUUGAGAUUUCUGACUGGAUGGAACAGAAUAAUUGUGCUGUCCAUACUUAGGCUUACAUGUUUGCCAUUCCUCUCCUGACUGCUUCUUAAUUAUAUCAGUGCUGGUGUCUGGAGAAUCUAUAAAAUGACUGCCAUUUCUGCCUUACCUAAAUAAACUUGAAAAUAUAAAUUAA